Molecule: messenger RNA, 891 nt
Organism: Ogataea parapolymorpha DL-1
Lineage: Eukaryota; Fungi; Ascomycota; Pichiomycetes; Pichiales; Pichiaceae
Product: protein farnesyltransferase/geranylgeranyltransferase type I alpha subunit
Exons: 1
Coding region: 1-891 (296 amino acids)
Biological process (GO): protein geranylgeranylation; protein farnesylation
Cellular component (GO): cytoplasm; protein farnesyltransferase complex; CAAX-protein geranylgeranyltransferase complex
Molecular function (GO): protein farnesyltransferase activity; CAAX-protein geranylgeranyltransferase activity
Source: RefSeq, a predicted model, not a curated record
AUGUACGAUUAUUCAGACAUUGUAAUCGAAGAACCUGUCGAGCCCUCUCCACUGUGCCAGAUCCUUUAUUCUGAUGAGUUCAAACAGCUCAUUGGCAUAGCUAAAGCUCUGAUGCGCAGCAACGAACAUUCGGAGAGAGCUUUGAAGAUCACCGAAAGGGUGAUCGAGAAGGUGGCUGCACAUUAUACGAUCUGGUCGUACAGACUGUCGAUUGUCAAGGGCCUUCAAAAUUACUCUCUUGACAAGGAACUCGACUGGUGUGGGCAGAUUGCUGUGCACAAUCCCAAGAACUAUCAAAUCUGGCAUUAUCGUUCGCUAAUUAUUGAGCUGAUAUUAGAGCGAAUCGGCAGUUUCGAUUUGAAGCAAGAGUACCCAAUACUUGAGAAAAUGCUGGAUCAGGACUCAAAGAAUUACCAUGUAUGGUCCUAUCGUAGAUGGCUUGUCGAAAGAUUCAAUUUGUUCAGAGAUACGAACGAGUUCAAAUAUACCGAGAAAAUGUUGGAGGAAGAUGUAAGAAAUAAUUCGGCAUGGAAUCAUCGAUUUUUUGUGCUUCUAGGCGACAAAAAGACCCUCACAAAUGACCAAAUCCAGGCAGAGAUUGAUUACGUCACAGCUAAGGUUGAUAUAGCACCCACCAACCCGUCUUCAUGGAAUUAUCUUAAAGGAAUCUACAACAAGCUAAAUAUGGAUGUCACCAACCUGCAACCUCUUGCGACAAAAUACUCUGAUUUGAAUUCGGUUCAUUCACAAUACGCAUUUGAGCUGCUUGCUGAGAUAUUGGAAAAGCAAAAGCUAUUUGAGCAAGCAAUCGAUAUUUAUGCUUUGUUGGAGGAAAAAGAUAGUAUACGAAAAAGAUACUGGAGAUGGAGAAGCAGCCGUCUCAGUUUCUAA